Molecule: messenger RNA, 3428 nt
Organism: Limulus polyphemus (Atlantic horseshoe crab)
Lineage: Eukaryota; Metazoa; Arthropoda; Merostomata; Xiphosura; Limulidae
Product: uro-adherence factor A-like
Exons: 4
Coding region: 1-2805 (934 amino acids)
Biological process (GO): negative regulation of calcium ion-dependent exocytosis; negative regulation of voltage-gated calcium channel activity
Cellular component (GO): secretory granule; plasma membrane
Molecular function (GO): transmembrane transporter binding
Source: RefSeq, a predicted model, not a curated record
AUGGAAGAUUUUUGUGGUCGUGGCGUGAAGAGGUUCAAUGAUGCCCGGGGCCUUGUACCUAAGACCUUGGGGAAGGGCGGUAAGGGUUAUACUGUUCGAUACGACUCGUUGCAUUAUAUGCCCUCCCGUAGCAAAGAGCCAAAGGAUCAGUACAUGAUGCAGGAAUACCAACUUCCUGUUUCUGGGUAUAUGUCACCACGAUCCUUGACUGAACAGCUUCCAGGUAUUCCGGAAACUAAAACACCAGAGUUCGAAAGUUCUGGACCAAGAUCACCAUUUGAUAGCUACCCGGGUCCAGCAGGAAGCACCUCCAUAUCGAGCACCUCUCGUAGGUCAUCUGGUGGUGGUAUCCAAAGACAAGCUUCUCUCUGUAUAUCGGAUGCAGAAGAUGCCGAACUCCCUUUCCCGCGUCAAUCAACUGGGUCAGAUCGAUCGGUAAUUUGUGAAAGUUUGCCAUCUAAUGAUAUAGGAGAAUCUAAUGAAUCGAGAGCACAGAGUUCUCCCGAGGAGACUGCAACAGGAACUGGACUAACUAAGGUGUCGGUAGUGGUUCAUCAUCGCGAAGAGCAGCCAGUGUUUAUAACCAGUGAAAGUCCGCCAGGUAGCAACCACUCGGGAACUUCGAUUCCUAAAGGAGAAAAGGCAUCUUCUCAUUGUAGCCACUCUCAUUCUUCGCUAGACUCGAGUAGCACGAGGACAGUCAUACCACGCGAGUCAGUCGCAAAACGUGUCGAUGCUAAAGAAGCUUCCUCACAGACUGUAUUGACCAACAUAUACGCUAUAGGCUUUAAUGACUACUUUAGGGUAAUAAACUCGGGACAACAACCUGUCAUUGCUAGGAUAAACUUAGAAGAAUAUGAUUAUGUGAGCGACCCUUCCAAAUCACUGGUCCUUGGGGGAAUAGAUGUAGAAGAGGACCAUUAUAUAGCUGAUUCCCCCCACCUUCAAGUAAAAGAAGAACCACACCUCCGAAAAGGGUCAGUCUAUAGUUUGGAUUUGACAUUGGACGGAGAAGGCUGGAAGGAAGUUCCGACCUCUUUACACAAAGCUGAUAGCACAGAAAGUGGAAUUCUGGAACAUAAAUUGGAGUUAUAUCAGAAAGAAAAUCUCAAAACGUUUUUAAGUCGCUCAGAUAUUUCAACACCUGAGCAGGAGAGAAUAGAAACAUACAAGAUUCGUUACAACGACACGGGAAGUAAGGAGGAUGUGCGAGAAGAAAAAAUAGUUAUUUUCACCCCAGAAAGUGAGGAAAUAGAAGAAUCAAAAUCAAUUGAAGAUGAAUAUGAGUUUCAACGUCAACAAUACCGUGAUCUCUGGGAGCUUCGAGCUACUUUUGAAGAAGAAGAAGAACUUCAGGACAUCUUACAAAUAGAUGAAGAUGACGAUCUGAGAGACAUUUGUUGUUUAGAUGACUAUGACAAAGAUGAAAAGGUCUUGAGUAGCUCAGAGGUAUGUGAUGAAGAUGAAGAAAAAUGUCCCACUUUGACUGAUAAAGAAAAAACCGUAAAGGCUGAACAGGACUAUGAGUCAUAUUGUCAUACAGAAGACGAGGAACCUCAGGACGAGCACCAAUGUGUCAAAGAGAAUGGAAACACACAGUGUAAUAAAGAAUAUGAAGAAUGUGAUCUAGCAGAGGAUGAAAGAUCUCCAAGAGCCACAGAAAAAUCACCUGAACUAGAUCUAGCCACUUCACAAGCUACUUCGUUUGAGUCGUAUGCAGAUCUUGUGUACACCGAUGAUGGAUGUACCUCUCCUGUGGACUGUCAAACUAGAAUAACCAAUAAUGUAUUGGAACUUCCCUCAUACGAGUCCAGAAGACAUAGUUACAAAAAUCUUCUUGCUAGACGCCUCCAAAGACGUUAUGCAUCAGAUCCGACACAGCCUGUGGCUACCAGCACGGACAACAGUUUGGACAGUAUGGAGGGGUCCUCCACUGAUGCCAGUAGACACACUACAUCCAUGGAUUCCACUACCACAGACAACACCGACAGCACAGGGGAUGGGCAGUCGCACAAGUUGCAGCAAAUGAAGGCGGACAGUGGCUAUAAGUCCAUGUCUGUCGAUGGAAACGGAAAACCCCCCAAACUAAGCCGAAAGCAAAUCCAACCUGCCAUCGACGAAGAUACGAUUACAGUUCUGGAUUGUAUUCUUGACAAGGGUUCGCCUGAUGUGAACGGUAUCCCAGACAUCAAAGAACCAAACAAAUCCUUAGAGACAGCUUCAGAAGAACAGUUAACGAGGAAGAUUGAGACCAGCAAAGAACACUUAUUUACUUAUCAUAGAGAUUCCUUUAACUGGGAUCGGAAAAAGAUUAAGAGUGCCUUUAGGAAAAGAAGACAGUAUUUAAAGAGCCGACAUGACUCCCAAACUCUAAGUGAGGGUGCUUUACAAUGGCGUAGCGACUCAUUUUCUGACUCACAAUCAAUUUCAGACAGUAGGCAAGAUCUCCGAGAAAAAUCGUCAAUGUUUCAUCGCUUUUUUCGCUCGAAUAGACUGCGUUUCGACAGAUUUCUUAUGCGUGACUACAGCGUCGAUGAAAAGAGUGACAGUCUUUUCCGAGAGUUCGCACGAAGUGACCCGAUAUAUGAAGUCGUUUCCUCAAGGUUUCUACACGGGCAUCUUCGUAUGUACCAACACUACUCUCGAGACCAGAACAACACCAGCCCUAGAAUGUCGAGGAAAGUCCUCUCUCCACAACUUAGUAUAGAAGAAGAAGAACCCUGGAGAGCGAUGAAGAACAUCAUUCCGUUGAAGAUUAUUGGCAAACACGAGACAGAUCGCACAGCCAACAUCAACCGCAGAUAGCUCAGGCAGCGGGGAUACCUGUUAUUCGACUACCAAUGGAGAGAGACUAUUGAACAAUCCGUCAGUCACAGAAAUGCUCGAUUUCCGUACGGGUAACAAUAAGGACAAAGUACAGAAUAUUUUCAGUGUCCUGUGAGUUACUGUUAAAAAGAUAAAAUGGAGGGAGGCGCCCUCGAGAAGAUGAGGAAUGUGAAUACAGAAACCAAACACUGAAUAAUAUGUAAUCAGAGAAUAUUCAUCGUUUAGAAAUGUAAUCAAUUCACCAAACACGACCAGACGUACAUUUGCUGCGAAGCAUGAAAAUUGUCGCCUUUCAUUACAAAAAAUAAAAAAAAAUCCUGAGGAUAAAUCACGAACUCGAAGAAUAAAUUUAACGACUUCUGGAGGUCAGGUAUGUCUUUUUAUUGGGAACAAUUACAGAAAAAUCAAGGACUACUUGUGGGAUCAAAUAUUAAAUAAUAUAUGUGUGCCGUAAAAUGAAAUAUUGUUGUUUUGUCUAAAAUAUUAUAUAUCUUAUAACUAUAUACACAAAAUGUCUAGGCUUUCUUAACAAUAUUUUGUGAACUUAGUGCGCGAAAUACACGAGGGGGUGCUUCACUCGAGACUUUGGUGAUGGGGUGUUU